UCAUACCAAUUUGUAAACAAAAAGUGGAAAUGUUCCUUGUCUCCUGUCAAAAUCAUGUGGAAAUGUCAUAAAUGUGGGAAACCAGUGUAUUUUGCGGAAAGGAAACAAUCACUUGGAUACAACUGGCAUCCAGAAUGUCUUAGAUGUGAGGAAUGUGGGAAGCGUUUAAACCCAGGACAGCAUGCUGAGCAUAAAGGAGUGCCAUACUGUCAUGUGCCAUGCUAUGGAGCCUUAUUUGGGCCUCAGUUGUUCGGUCAUGGAACCAGAGUUGAGUCGCAUACUAGCUUCGGAAAAGUUGAAAAUAAAGCUGCCACACCAAAUAUGCCAAGGGCGCAUUUGGAAACAAAACUAAAACUUUUCAAUCAAUAUUAUGAUGGAAGAAGCGGAGAAAUUAGGAGCAGGGAGGUUAAUGGCAGGCUGGUUUUAGAGGGGACAUUACGCAUUUACUGGGGAGUCGUUAGCAUGAUCCACCUGAAAGAAGAUGAUGAUCAGCGAACAGUUGUUACCAUAAGAAAAAGGAACUCAGUACGCAGUGGGAUCUAUAAUGGUUAUGAUGUAAAUUCGGAAGUCUCUAAAAAUUCAAAUCAUGCUGAGCCACAAGCUCCAGAAGAAAAUUCUUCAACAGUCAAUCAUGCUGCCACUGAUGUAGUGGACGAAGCUGUGAAUAAUGCAGUUGAUAACUCAGUUGACAACUCAGUUGACAAGUCUGCUGAUAGUGAAUGUAAAUCUGUCACAUUGCCAUCAAAGCUGGAUAUCAAACAGAUUAACUGGGAUGAACUUGAUGAACUUUUGCAGGUGGAACGGCAGACGGAAGAUGGUGAUAAACUAUACCAAACAAUGCCUUCACCUUUACCAAGUAAGAUUAGCAGUUUGAAACAGGGAGAGAGCAACACUAAUGGUAAUGGAACAGAUGAUCUGAACAAAUCAUCUGAAACUACACCAUUGUCUGAUGAACACAAGAGCAGCGACAGGUAUUCAAAGAAUUUUGAAGACGACAUUGGAGAUACAGCAUUAGAUUCGAAUGAAACACCAGUCUCUCAGGAAAAUUUUAAUACCCUCACAGACUCAAGUGAUGAAGAAGACAUGAAUGAAUCAAAUCAAGAGGUUCACUCUGUUCGUCCAAUACGAGCAGGUUCUACAGCAAUUCGUAGGAGACCUGGUCGUAGACGGGCUGGGUUCCGUGCAAAACUGAAACGCAGGUGUUCAAUCAAUGGCCAUUUUUAUAACCGUGAAACUAGUUUUUUCACACCUCCUUUUGGUAGUCAGAUGUCUGUGUGGGUUACAUCACUCGUCUCAACCCAAGAAGUCAUCAAUUUGAUGUUAGACAAGUAUAAAGUUGACAGCAAGCCACAUAACUUUGCUUUAUUUGUAGUCCGAGACAAUGGAGAACAAAGAAGGCUGAAAGAUGAUGAAUACCCUUUACUGGUUCGUGUAAUGCUAGGCCCUCAUGAAGAGGUAGCAAAGUUAUACCUGAUGGACGCACAUACCACUGAUGAAAUAAGUUGCGAUGUUGCUCAGUUCUUAAAUUUAAGUUCUGUUGAAUGCACAGCAAUUCUUGCAAGAUAUUAUGCAGAGGAAAAAAGGGAAAUUGCUAAAAUUGAAGCCAAAUUUGCAGAAAUGAAACGGCGCAUGAAGCAGAGGAUGUCUCAGUUGAAAGUUCGAUUGUAACAGCAUCGUUAAGAGCAGUAAUGCCAAGAUCAGUUCAUUUCAUCCAGCACUUUGGAAUCCAAUGCCGUUCAAAGUUCACGAAAAUCUUUCUGAUUCCCACCGUGGAAUCUCAAGGAGCAUCGCCAACAUGGAUCGAAAUUUACCUCAUUGAAGAGUAGGAUGGUUUCUGAGCUUUUCCUUAGUUUAAGGUUUAAAUUCUAGAAAACUUAUUUAUUUAUUCAGUCGAUACUUAAAAGCAAGUGGGCAGCUAAGGGCUCACUUGUAUGUUAUCAUGACAAAAAAAUUUUAAAAUGCUCAUUUCCAUUCACUUCUUACAUUCUCUCUCCCUUCCAUUCAAAAAGUUGUGUCUUAAACCUCGGAUCAUCUGUUGAAGAGCUGAUGAAACCUAGUAUACAUGAGAGUCAUUCACCGAAUCCUGUGGCAAAGGACGCAGUAAAUACUCCUUUCAAAAUUGAGUUGUUUGAAAAAGUGGAGGGUCAAAAGAAUAAACUCCCAUUAAAGAAUAAUGAAGAUUGACGCUGCUUGUUUACUACCACUGAUUUCCAUGUAAAUCAGACAAAUUUUACAUAAUAUGAAAACUAAAAAAUCUCUGUAAUUGGUAAGCAAAACUAAUAUUUUUUAAUCCAUUGCUCUCUUCAUGUUUCCUUUAGAAAUAAUUUUAAUCAAAUCACAUUCCAAAAGGGAGAUUUUAAAAGUGUUCCACACAUUUAAACAUUAACUGAAGCUUGCUGUAAAUGUUAAGUCAUAUCGCCAACAUAAAUCCCAUAAAAUACUUCUCUUCAUAAUCAUAAAAUCAGAUUCUAGUCACAGAGGCAAUAAUAUGAGAAGCUUUUGUUUUGCCAUAAUAUUUAACUUUAUAAAAAUUUCAGUGCUCAAACGUUUCAUUGUUGUUCUUAUCAACCUAGUAAUAACAUAUUCAAGCAAAUUUAUUAAAAAACUUUAUAUAACAUGCUAAUAUGAUUACUUUCUGAUGUAAAAAACACCAGUUUUUCUGUAUUACUAAUUCUUUUUGUGUCCCAACUAAAAACAUUAUAGAUGUCUAGACUGCAAGCUUCAUUUCUGCGAUAUGUAACGCUUUUUGCCGAAAUAGGUAAUUCGGUACAUUCAUUGAUCAGUUGUUUUUUAAUGUUUUAAACUUAUUUUUUAGGUUCUGUUUGUAUUUAUGCUUCCAAAAAGAAAAUCAAUCAUUUUUCAAGCUGGGAAGAGUCAGUCGAAAAAAGGGCCUUUUUGUGCCCUUUUUGGGGGGACCGCGGGAUUUUGUUCAAAUGGGCCAAAACGAAACCUUAUGAUUAGACAAUCUUCCACUGAAAGUUUUAGCUUAAGUGCAAAACUCGUUUUAGCAAAUAAAGUGCUGAAAAGUGUGUCCUUUUUACUCAUGGCAGUAAACUGCAAGAGAGGAGCAGUUCAUCUAAAAAAAUUGAUGAACCGUGGAAAAAAUAGGACAUUUUUAAGGGAAAAUACACAAUUUACCAAAUUUUCACAUCUGUUGGUUGAGGAAAAAAAGCGAAUGCUAGAGAAUUCUCCAGAAGAAGGGGAAAGGCUGCAAAUCAUUCUUGGUCUUGGGCAACAAUAUGUUACAUUUACCCCUUGUAGAAGUUAAAAUUUCAUAAAACGGGUGCCAAAAAAUCUUCACUAUGUAUUGUUCAAUGGUGUAAUGAUAAAUUUUAUGACUCAUUCCGUUUCUUGUGAAUGUACAUCAUUUCAUUGCAAGUUUAGACUGGCAGUCAGAUGCCUAUUUUAUUCCUCUCCUCAUAUAUUUUCAUAUAAUAAAUCCCUAUCUUUUUUUACUCUUUUUGAAUGAUAAUUUUAUAAUUUUUUAUCUCAGUUUCUAUUUUACCAAAUUUUUUGUAGUGCUGUGUAUUUAAUGGUUUAAGUGCAUUAUUUUUUUAUUUAUGUAAUGUUUCUUUGUGCUAUUUUUUAUGCUUAACCAGUUUUUUUAAAAAAAAGAAAAACCACCAUUUUAACAAAUGAAUUGAUUGCAUAUAGAAUAAAAUUAAAUUUUCAAUCAA
Bemisia tabaci is the source of this 3677-nucleotide messenger RNA. Its product is annotated as Ras association family member. NCBI's taxonomy places the organism in Eukaryota, Metazoa, Arthropoda, Insecta, Hemiptera, Aleyrodidae. Gene Ontology annotation, biological process: signal transduction. The record is from RefSeq and is a predicted model, not a curated record.